Molecule: messenger RNA, 1083 nt
Organism: Funneliformis geosporum
Lineage: Eukaryota; Fungi; Glomeromycota; Glomeromycetes; Glomerales; Glomeraceae
Source: the annotation of a GenBank genome assembly
AUGUCAAAUGACAAAAGCUCAUUAGAUUAUCUUUUAAUCUAUUCAUUUCUCUUUCUAAAUAAAAAAGUGUCUAGUUUAUAUAAUGCUUAUGACUGGGAUGAAGUGGAUAAUAAAUUGGUUAUCAAAAUUGACCAAGAUGGAAAUUGUGCCCCAAAAGCUGUGAUUGAUAUAGAUGCCUCACAAGAAGAUAUGGAAAUAUUUAGUGUUAAAAUACAAGAAAAAAUUCUCGAAGGAUUAAUAAUUGCUACAUCAUUAAACUCUAACAAAUGUAGCUACCAUAUUUUAUAUGCAUCGGCUCUUCUUAUUGAUCAUUGUGAACUCAAAGCAUCCACAAAAUUAGUAUAUACCAUAACCAGUAAAAAAUUUUGCAAGUUUAUUGAUCAAAAAUUAUCUGGUCAGAAUUUUAACCUUCGCCUAAUUGGUUUGGCAAAAAAAGGUCUACUAGAAUGUUUACUAUGUAAACAUAUAUAUGACAAGGAUCAGCAGUGGUUCAGUCGUAUAUAUGUUAGUAGUGGAAUAUUCAUUGUAAAAUGCUUUCGGCAAAGUAGCAAUAAUCCUGAAGAAGUUUUUGAAUACAACCCAUCUAUUGCAGAAAAAAUUAGACAAGAAAAUAAAAAUUCUUCACAAUCAUCUCACAAGCGACAGAAAUAUAUGAAGAGAGCUAUUUCGAAUGAUGUAAAUUUGCUAGUAUUAUUUAUGCGUCACUCUUACUCAAAUACUAUUAUUACUACAAGACUUAAUCUUAAAUCAUAUUGUGAUAUCGAUGCCUCAGAAAGAGAGAAUGUGCAAGGAAUUGUUCGUGCUCUUAAGACUAAUUUUUCAAAAUUACGGAUCAAGGAAUAUCAUGGUAAAUCUGAUCCUGAAGAAAGGCUCAUGACUUCAGUAAUAAUGAUUGAUUUCCUUCGAAAAGCUGGCAUGUGUAUUUCAAUUAUAGAACUUAUUCCUAAACCUGAAGAUAAUACGAUAUCAUUAUCUCAAACAGUGAAGGGGAGUUCUUCUAUCAUUAAAGCAGAGGAGGUAUCAGCAAUAACUAAUGCUACUAUUGUUAAUUGUGAGACUACUGAAUUUUUGAAAAUAAGCUGA